Molecule: messenger RNA, 745 nt
Organism: Rhagoletis pomonella (apple maggot)
Lineage: Eukaryota; Metazoa; Arthropoda; Insecta; Diptera; Tephritidae
Exons: 3
Coding region: 92-745 (217 amino acids)
Source: RefSeq, a predicted model, not a curated record
UUCGGUGGAAAACCGGGUACCCCCGUCAAAGCGACAAAGGUCGGUGGAGGAAAAACUUCCUGCACCCAAGAGAGUCCGGCCACACUCCUGGAUGGGCAGACCUAGCUUUGCCGAGGUCGCGAAGGACCGAAUCCUCAUAGGGGUUUUGGACCGAGGCAACGAGCUAGGGUCCAUACCGAAGGACCAGUGGAGGUGGGUGAAGGCAGCCUUGGCGAACGUCAUUUUUGAUGUUCUGCUGGAGAACCCCGGAACCCCUCCAGCUUGCAAAGACGCUGGUUGGUACCAGGGCACGUACAAGAUAUGCCCUGUCUAUCCAGGGGCUAGGUUGGAGGUUGUAGACUGGAAGGACAUUCCAGUCAGACCAAGAGCAAGGGCUUGGGUACCGACGACACCUUCGGCACCUAAGAGCAUUCUAAAUGUGCUUCAGAUGAUGAACCCAGCCCUUCCGACAAGUGAUUGGAGGGUCAUCCGAGUCGAGGACGCUGAUGGCCCUUCAAGACAGCGCGCCUCCAGUUCGGGUGCAGCAAUGGACAUGGACAUUGAGGCACCCGAACCGGAGCCGGAACCGGAGCUCUCCGACGCUGAAAGCAAUGACUCCUCUCAAUCAAACUACGCAUCGACAAUGCGCAGGGUGUUUGAGGAGGAAGAACUGCUGUACAGCGACGGGGAGUGCGAGGCUGACGUAACCGUCGUAGCGAUGGAUACUCCAUACGAGAGUACUGCAAAUCAAUCUCCACAUAUCUAA